Messenger RNA from Magnolia sinica, 3543 nucleotides. Its product is annotated as receptor-like protein EIX2. The coding region runs from base 38 to 3475 and encodes 1145 amino acids. Gene Ontology annotation, molecular function: protein binding. NCBI's taxonomy places the organism in Eukaryota, Viridiplantae, Streptophyta, Magnoliopsida, Magnoliales, Magnoliaceae. The transcript has a single exon. The record is from RefSeq and is a predicted model, not a curated record.
UUUCCUUUUCUACAUCAGAGUGAGAGAGAGGAAAGGAAUGGAGAGAAGAGGCUUUCUUUUUUCCCUCUUUCUUUUAAAUAUUGUUACAUAUUGCGGAAGAUAUUGGGAGGUGAGUGGUUGCUUGGAUUCCGAGAGAAAAGCUCUGAUCACUUUUGGGAAGGCUCUCAACGAUCCUUCCAAUUUUCUCUCUUCUUGGGAUGAUGAAGCCUCAGACUGCUGCAAAUGGAGAGGAAUUACUUGCCACAACAUAACUGGGUAUGUUCUUAAACUCGACCUCCAUGUCGAUAUCUACCAUCUCAGACUAGGUGGCAGAAUUGAUCCAGCUCUGGUUGAACUGAAGCAUCUUCAGUUCUUGGACUUGAGCUACAAUGAUUUUUAUAGUAUCCCAAUUCCACAGUUUUUGGGUUCCAUGAAAGAGUUGAGGCAUUUAAACUUGUCAGAUGCAGGGUUCAUUGGGAGAAUCCCUCAUCAGCUUGGAAACCUCUCUAAACUCAUAUCCUUGAAGCUUUCUUCAUAUCCCUACUCCUCCCUGAGUGCCAAAAACCUGUGGUGGUUGACAAACCUAACUUCUCUCAAGUACCUCGACAUGUCUUCUGUCACCCUUUCCAUGGCAAGCCACGAUUGGGUGCACGUAAUGAACAAGUGUCCUUCCCUCGUUGAGCUACAUUUAGUCAAAUGUGAUCUUUCAUAUAUUUCUCCAACUCUUGCUGCUCUUAAUUUCACAUCUCUCCGUGUCCUUGAUCUCUCUUCCAACCACUUCAACUCUAGAAUUCCAAAGUGGAUAGCUAACAUUAGUAGCCUUGUGUCUUUAAAUCUCUCAUAUAACAAUUUUGAUGGUCCAGUUCCUUACCAAUUUUCACAACUUCCCAACUUGGAAGAGUUGCAGCUGGGAGGAUCUCUCUGUCCUAACUGUUCACAACUCCCUGAAGGCAGUUGGAGUAAACUGAAGCUACUUGAUCUAUAUUUCAAUGAGCUGCAUGGAGGAAUCCCCAAUUCUAUUUGGAAUAUCACAUCACUUAAGUCUCUCUAUUUGACAUUCGUUGAGAAUAUAAGUGGUAGCAUUCCAAGAGCCAUAACUAAGCUUAUAAAUUUAGAGAGCCUGUCAUUGGAUGGAUACCAAAUGAAUGCGCCCAUUCCUGAAUGGUUCAAUGAACUAAAAAAUCUAAAGAACCUUUUUCUCUACCAUUGCAUGUUGGGCCCAAUCAUUGCAGAUCUUGGAGGACUUUCUUCCUUGCAAUCUUUACAUCUUAGUGGCAAUCAGUUGAAUGGGAGUAUCCCUGCAGCUCUUGGAGGAUUGUCUUCCUUGCAAUCUUUAGAUCUCAGUGGCAAUCAGUUGAAUGGGAGUAUCCCUGCAGCUCUUGGAGGAUUGUCUUCCUUGCAAUCUUUAGAUCUCAGUGGCAAUCAGUUGAAUGGGAGUAUCCCUGCAGCUCUUGGAGGAUUGUCUUCCUUGCAAUAUUUAGAUCUCAGUUGGAAUCAGUUGAAUGGGAGUAUCCCUGCAGCUCUUGGAGGAUUGUAUUCCUUACAGUCUUUACAUCUCAGUGGAAAUCAGUUGAAUGGGAGUAUCCCUGCAGCUCUUGGAGAAUUGUCUUCCUUGCAAUCUUUAGAUCUCAGUGACAAUCAGUUGAAUGGGAAUAUCCCUACAGCUCUUGGAGGAUUGCCUUCUAUACAUGCUUUAUAUCUCAGGAAGAAUCAGUUGAAUGGGAAUAUCCCUGCAUCUCUUGGAGGAUUGUCUUCCUUAAAGGAAUUAGUUCUCCGAGAAAAUCAGUUGAAUGGGACAAUUCCAACAACUUUAGGACAACUUUCUAACUUGUCUAAGCUUGACCUCUCUAACAACUCCUUGACAGGAAACGUGUCUGAAACUCAUUUUGAAAACCUCAAAAAGUUGUACUACUUAGAUUUGUCUUUCAAUUGUUUGGGUUUUGAUAUACACCGUGAUUGGGUCCCUCCAUUUCAGCUUUCUAUAAUUUCACUAACAUCAUCUCAUUUAGGUCUUCCUCUCUGGAUACGAACACAAAAAUACAUACACGAGUUGGAUCUCUCUAACACAACCAUCUCUGGCGUCAUCCCCAACUGGUUUUGGGAUUUUACAACCCAACUUUUUUCACUGGACCUUUCAAAUAACCAGAUUUCUGGCCAAUUGCCCAACCCAUUAAAAAUGCUGCCUGCUACCUACAUUGAUUUGAGUUCGAAUAAUUUCAGUGGUCCCAUACCUUGUAUAUUGCAUGGAUCCAGUUCACUUGAUCUCUCCAAAAAUCAACUUUCUGGGCCAAUCUCACCCAAUUUUACAUCCACAAUGCACAAUUUACAUGUCUUUUCUGCCAGCGGUAACCAAAUCAGUGGCAUAAUUCCCUCAUCCAUAGGCAAAAUGAAGUCUCUUGUUGUCCUUGAUCUUUCCCAUAACAAUAUAAGUGGCAUAAUUCCCUCAUCCAUAGGCAAAUUGAAGUCUCUUGGUGUCCUUCAUCUUUCCCAAAACAAUAUAAGUGGCACCAUUCCAUUAAGAUUGGGUAACUGUGUACACCUCGAGGCACUUGAUUUGAGCAAGAACCGUUUGUCAGGAAGAAUUCCCAUAUCUUUGGGUAUGUUACAUUACCUUCAAACGAUGCACUUGAGAAACAAUAGCCUAUCGGGAGAAGUGCCUUCAUCUUUGAAGAAUUGUACUCUUUUGGAGACUCUUGACCUUGGACAGAAUAAUUUCUCAGGUCAUAUUCCCACUUGGAUUGGCAAAAGUUUUCCGGUUUUAAGAAUUUUGAGUUUACGAUCCAAUAUGUUUACAGGGAACAUACCACCACAAUUGUUAAACAUAACUUCACUUCAGGUCCUUGAUGUGGGACAAAAUUGUUUAUCUGGUUCAAUUCCUCAAAGUCUUCAGAAUCUCACAGCCAUGAAGAUUGAGCAGAAGACAUACAACUUUCUUUUGAAUGAAACAGAGUCUUAUUACAAGGAAAACUUGCUUGUGUCGGUGAAGGGGCUAAUGCUUGAAUACACUAGAACAAUUUCACUAGUUACAUGCAUUGACCUUUCAAGUAAUAACUUAUUUGGAGAGAUCCCUGAAGAACUUACAAGUCUUUUCGGAUUGCGUGUCUUGAACUUAUCUGGAAACCAUUUGACCGGAAAGAUCCCAAACAAGAUUGGUAAAUUGACAUUGUUGGAGUCUCUUGAUUUCUCCAAAAAUCAGCUUUCAGGUACAAUUCCUCCAAGUAUGUCAAGUUUAACUUUUCUUAGUUACUUGAACUUCUCGAAUAACAACUUUUCGGAAAAAAUUCCAUCGGGAAAUCAGCUCCAGACACUUCAAGAUCCUUCUAUUUAUAUGGGCAACGACGAUCUCUGUGGACCUCCUCUUAAAGAUAAGUGUGAUAGUGACGAGACUUCUCAAAGUCCAAUGCCUGUUGGUGGUGAUGUAAAAAAAGAUGAUGAUGCGCGUGAAAUGGUUUGGUUUUACUCUGCCUUGGGACCAGGAUUUGCAGUGGGGUUUUAGGCCUUCUGUGCCGUUUUAGUGCUCAAGAAAGCUUGGAGGAUUGCUUAUUACCGUUUCUUUGAUGAGAU